ACAGGUGUUGUGUAUAACUCCGCUUCCUCAUCGGGAUAGGUUGGGGGAAAUAAAGCUCAUACAUCUGUCAAAUUCAUACUGCUGAUUUGUUUACUCACAACAAGUAAGCCCUGUGUAUAUUUUAGCCUGCUAUCCCUAAAUUUAUCAAUCAUAGUAGAGGGAACGCAUCCCGACAGCUGUUAAUGAUACCACAACAUUGGAAUAUCGUUGGGAACAAGGGAUAGAGUGGCAAAUAUUAUAUAUUUAAAUACUGAAUUCUUGAAUAUAUCCUUAAAUUAAUAACAAGUUAACUUUUAUUUUGUCAUUCUCUAUUCUCUGCGGUAGAGUGGUAUGCCGCUAGGCGUCGGGACGCAGUUUUAUGACGUAGAACGGACGCGCCGUACUGAUAGCUCCACGAGGGUAUAUGGAUUACAGCGCUCUUGAAUAUAAGGCAGAAAUAUCUAUACUGUUCAUGGGUUUGCGUUUGGUAACAACCACCCUAAUAGUUUAGGUUAUUGUGAUAAUUUUCGACUAAUUCAGAAUGGCAGCGUUUGCGUCUCUUGGCCUGUCCGAGUGGCUAGUUGAUCAGUGUAAACAGAUGGGUAUCACCCGACCGACCCCGGUGCAAGAAAAUUGCAUGCCAGCUAUUUUGGAAGGUCGAGACUGUAUGGGCUGUGCAAAAACUGGAAGCGGAAAAACAGCAGCAUUUGUGCUUCCGGUGCUGCAGAAGUUAUCUGAAGAUCCCUACGGCAUCUUCUGUUUGGUGUUAACGCCUACAAGGGAACUGGCUUAUCAGAUAGCUGAACAGUUUAGAGCUUUGGGAAAGCCUCUGGGACUGAGAGACUGUAUCAUUGUUGGAGGAAUGGACAUGGUGACUCAGGGUUUGGAGCUUUCCAAAAAGCCCCACGUUGUUGUCGCUACACCUGGGAGAUUAGCAGAUCACAUUCGAAGUUCGGACACGUUUGAUAUGAAGAGACUCCGAUUCCUGAUCCUGGAUGAGGCAGAUCGUUUGCUGGAGCAGGGCUGCACAGAUUUCACUAAGGACCUAGAAGUUAUUCUCAGUAUUGUACCGGCGAAACGGCAAACGCUGCUUUUCAGUGCGACGCUGACAGACACGCUGCAGGAACUCAAGAGCAUUGCUAUGAACAAGCCUUUCUUCUGGGAGCACAAAUCCGAAGUGCGAACAGUGGAAGAGCUAGACCAGCGAUACAUCUUAACGCCCGAGAAAGUCAAAGAUGCGUACCUGGUGAAUCUUAUCCAAAAAUUCCAAGAUGAACACGAUGACUGGUCUAUCAUGGUUUUCACCAACACAUGCAAAAAUUGCCAAAUACUCACAAUGAUGCUUCGGGAGUUCAAAUUUCCUACCAUCGCCUUGCAUUCCAUGAUGAAACAGAAACAACGCUUUGCGAACCUUGCCAAGUUCAAAUCCAAUAUCUUCAAGAUCCUCAUAGCUACAGAUGUAGCUGCCAGGGGCUUGGAUAUACCUACAGUGCAGGUUGUCAUCAAUCAUAAUACCCCCGGGUUGCCAAAAAACUACAUUCACAGAGUAGGCAGAACUGCACGUGCAGGAAGAAAUGGUGUUUCCAUUACACUGGUCACACAGUACGACAUUCAUUUGAUCAGUGCUAUUGAGGAGCAGAUCCAGGCCAAGCUGAAGGAGUAUCCAGUUCAAGAGAAAGAGGUGCUGAAGAUUCUUACCCAAGUCAACGUGACGAGACGACAGUGUGAGAUUAAACUGGAAGCAACAGAUUUUGAUGAGAAAAAGGAAAUCAACAAAAGGAAGCAAAUGAUUCUUGAAGGGAAAGACCCUGAUUUGGAAGAGAAGAGGAAGAAUGAGCUUGCCAAAAUAAAAAGAGAAAAAACGAAAUUCAAGGGAAGAAUUCAGGAAGCCAUCCAGAAGAAGAAAGGAAAGAUGCUGAAAAAAAGAGCGACGUGUAAAACAGCUCCAAGCCAAACUGUUCCAGGACCCUCAUAAGUUUUUGUUUUAUAAAUUGACUGUACAAUCUCUUUUAUAUAUAUAUAUAUAUCAUAAUAAUAAACUAAUACAUAUAAUUUCA
Ictalurus punctatus (channel catfish) is the source of this 2036-nucleotide messenger RNA. It is a transcript of the gene ddx49, whose product is annotated as DEAD (Asp-Glu-Ala-Asp) box polypeptide 49. The record is from RefSeq and is a predicted model, not a curated record. The transcript is spliced from 13 exons. Gene Ontology annotation, molecular function: RNA helicase activity; ATP binding; nucleic acid binding. Bases 521 to 1954 code for a protein of 477 amino acids. Lineage: Eukaryota; Metazoa; Chordata; Actinopteri; Siluriformes; Ictaluridae.